AGCCAAAAAGCGUCUCUGCUUGUUAUUGCUGUUGUAUCUCCUCUUUUUUAAACCUCCGCACCAUUGAUUUGCGAUAGUCGGCCACGCCUCCAAAACCAACAAACGAAGAAAGAAAGAGCCUUUCUUCUAUUCUUCUUUUCUUCGUUUUUGAAGGUGCCUUGAACUCCGCCCUCACACACGUUGUAUACACUUCCGCCUCCAUUCUUUCGUUCGUUGCUCUUGUGUGUCAGUGUGUGUGUUCAACCCACCAUGAAGUACGAUCGCACGUCGUCCUCCCCUCGAAUGGCGGUGGAGGAGACACAUGAUGACGUGAAGCGCCGCGGCCGCCGUGUCGUGGCGACCACCGCCCUGCAACCGGGCGACGCAAUCUUCGCUACCCCGCCCGACCUGGCCGUUCUCUACUCCCCGUUUGCGCGGCACAUCUGCGCCCGCUGCCUCGUCGCCGAGGUGGCGCCAGAAGACGCCGGCGGCGGUGGCGGCAAAGUUCAGCGUUCGCAGCGACGUAAGCGGAGGUCGCCGUUGAACAGUGCCCCAGGCGCGAGGGGUUUGCUGGCGAACCACGCAUCUGCUACGGCGGCGGCGACCUCCGCCUCCUCGUCGUUGCCGUCGUCGGCGCUGAUGUGCGGCACGACGAACCCCACCUUGAGCACGACGCACUCCGCGCUGGUGCACCCGCACAACGCCUACAUCUGCCCCAACUGCGACCAAUUUGUGCUGUGCGCGGCGUGCGUGGCGCAGCUAGUGCUGGAGGUGGAGCUGCUGGCCGCCGCGGCCGCGGACGAGGAUCCAGCCUGCGCGACGAUGGUCCGCCCGGUCAUCACGGUCAUGUCGGAUGAGAAAGCAGUGCUGCUGCAGCAUCCACUGCUGCGUGCCCACACCAUCUCCUGCGCGUGGUACACCGCCCUGCCGGAGUCAAUUCGCGCUCCGGGCAACGACACAGACUUUCUUCGCUUCUGCUUAGACUACGGCGCGCGGGUGCAGCUGGGCGACACGGCGAUGGUGGCCGCGCUUGGCAAACUGGACACGAACGCCGCAGUGCAGUCGAAGGAGGCGCACCACCUGUGCGAGGUCUUCGCGCGCGAUCGUGUUGUGGCCACCUUCGGUCCGCACAAGACACCGGCGACGGGGACAACCACAACCACCACCACGGCCACCGCAGCUGCUGCUGUUGCUGCCACCACGGCUCUCGCGACGCAUAGCAUUACGCGCAGCAAGCAUGAGGGCGUGCUCACUGCAUCGCCCAUCGCAACACUCUCCAGCGCAGACACGUCUGACCCGUUGGUGGAAAGGAAUGCUUCCCGGCUUAGCGGUAAGGCGCCGCUGCUGGAGGCGCCCGUCUUCCCCCCGCCCUACCCGGUUCCGUGGACGGAGCUGCGCGACGUGCUGCUCCGCACUCGCUGCAACAGCCUCGGCUUCCCCUUCAGCAGCUGCGAGACGAUGGGGUGGUCGCUGCAGGAGACCGUGUGCAUGCUGAACCACAGCUGCGCGCCGAACGCGGCGGUCGUCAUGCUGUACGACGCCGAUGACGAGCAGCGGCGAAGGACCGCCCACGGGGCGGACGACAACCCCCAGGAUGCGGCGGCGGCGGCGGAGGUUGUGACGAGCACUCGCGUGCAGCACCUGCACGGUCUGCGGAAGGCACAGCGGCUAUCGACCGCCCGCCCGGUCGAGGGCGACGCGACGGCCACAGCUGUCGGCGGCAGCAGCAGCAACAGCGGCAGCGGCGGGCGGCGGAGAAACCUGAACUCCUACCGCGCCAUCGCGGUCUCCUCGCCGUCGCCCUUCAGCACGUCGUUCACGGAGUCGCUGGAGGGUUGGAUCGGCAUCCAGGCCACGCGCCCGAUUGCGGCCGGGGAGGAGAUCACCGUGUCGUACAUCGAUUUGGAGAUGUACGGCGACGACGUGCAGGCCCGAUCGCGCCAUUUGCUGGAGCAAUACCGGUUCCUCUGCACGUGCGAGCUGUGCGUCCGGCAGCGUGGUCGCAAGGUGUAA
Messenger RNA from Leptomonas pyrrhocoris, 1992 nucleotides. RefSeq lists its product as hypothetical. The transcript has a single exon. The record is from RefSeq and is a predicted model, not a curated record. Lineage: Eukaryota; Euglenozoa; Kinetoplastea; Trypanosomatida; Trypanosomatidae. Bases 250 to 1992 code for a protein of 580 amino acids.